Molecule: messenger RNA, 2413 nt
Organism: Tribolium castaneum (red flour beetle)
Lineage: Eukaryota; Metazoa; Arthropoda; Insecta; Coleoptera; Tenebrionidae
Gene: Sf3a1
Product: Splicing factor 3a subunit 1
Exons: 9
Coding region: 76-2355 (759 amino acids)
Biological process (GO): mRNA cis splicing, via spliceosome; regulation of alternative mRNA splicing, via spliceosome
Cellular component (GO): U2 snRNP; U2-type prespliceosome; catalytic step 2 spliceosome
Molecular function (GO): RNA binding; protein binding
Source: RefSeq, a predicted model, not a curated record
CUCUCUCUUCAUUUUACGUUGAGCAAGCGUUUGUUAGCGUGUUUAUUUAGCUUAUUGUAAGAAAAAAUAGUGAAAAUGCCGGUUUUGGAAGCAAAUAAUCCAAAUCCGGACGAUCCCGGACCGAUAAAUCCAGUGGUGGGUAUUAUUUAUCCACCACCAGAGGUGAGAAAUAUCGUCGAUAAAACAGCCAGUUUUGUGGCCAGAAACGGGCCAGAAUUUGAGGCCAGGAUCAGACAGAACGAAUUAGGGAAUCCGAAAUUUAAUUUCCUGAAUCCUGGUGACCCCUACCAUGCGUAUUAUCAGCACAAAGUCAACGAUUUUCGAGAGGGGAAAGGUCAAGAACCGACCCAAACCCUUCCUGCCGCCAUAUCGAAACUAUCGGUCACCGCAGCGGCCCAACAAAAACAACAGGAGAUAUUAAAACAAGUAGAACAACCCUUCGUUCCUAAAGACCCACCACCAGAAUUUGAAUUCAUCGCCGAUCCUCCGUCAAUUUCGGCUUUAGAUUUGGAUAUUGUAAAACUCACUGCACAAUUUGUGGCCCGUAAUGGUCGCCAGUUUUUGACUCAGUUGAUGAAUCGCGAACAGCGCAACUUUCAAUUCGAUUUUCUCCGCCCUCAACACUCUUUGUUUCAAUAUUUUACCAAGUUGUUAGAACAGUAUACAAAGGUUUUGAUUCCGCCGAAAAGCAUGCAACAGAGACUUCGAGACGAAGCCCGAAGUGCUAAAGCUGUCCUAGAACAGGUGAAAUACAGAGCGGAAUGGUUGCGAUACCAAGAGCAACAGAAAGCCAAACAGGAGGAGAUUUUGGAGCGAGAGCGAGUGGCUUAUGCCCAAAUUGAUUGGCAUGACUUUGUAGUUGUCGAAACUGUUGAUUACCAACCCUUCGAAAUUGGAAACUUCCCCCCGCCUACAACCCCCGAAGAAGUCGGUGCGCGUCUUCUAAUCCAGGAGCGAUUUGAAGAAGGCGAAGAUAUCGAAAUGCAACUGGAAAGCGACGAAGAAGAAGCACAACCCGUUGAUGAAGGUUUGAGUACAAUGCAGGAUCGCACGGGUCAACGUAAAGACGACAAUCGCGUGCAAGACAUGGAGGAGGAAAGUUCCGACGAAGAAGGCGAUGAUAAACAAUCGAACCAACCAAGCAUCCAACCCCCACUACCACCCGUUCCUGAUAAAGUCGUCGUGAAGAAAUACGAUCCCAAGCAGGCUGUGAAAGUGACAAGGCCUACUGUUGGUGAUGAUUAUCUCAUUUCGCCAAUCACCGGUGAGAAAAUCCCAGCGAGUAAAGUGCAAGAGCAUAUGAGGAUUGGCCUUCUUGAUCCAAGAUGGGUCGAACAAAGGGAUAAACAAGUGACGGAUAAAAUGAAUCAAGAGACGGUGUAUGCUGGUGGUACCGCGAUUGAUGCAAGUUUGAAACUUUUGGCUGAACGUCGUACCGAUAUUUUCGGUGUCGGCGAUGAGGAAACAGCGAUUGGUAAGAAAAUAGGCGAGGAAGAUGUAAGGAAGGAUGAGAAAGUUACUUGGGAUGGACAUACAUCGAGUGUGGAAGCGGCAACAAGGGCCGCAAGGGCUAAUAUCACGCUGGAGGAGCAAAUCCAUCAAAUACAUAAGGUGAAAGGGCUAUUGCCGGACGAGGAGAAAGAGAAGAUCGGUCCGAAAAACGUGGUUGGUAGCAAAGCCCAGGCUAAAGUUAGCGCUGCGGCCGCUGCCGCUGCUAUAAUCUCUGCGAAACCUCUCGCAAAUCCAAACCCGCCGGUUAAAACCACACCGGUAUCAGCAGUUAUGCAAACACAAACUCAAACCAUCGUUCAGGUUCCACAGCAAGCCACGAUGCUACAACAGACGUCCAUUAUGAUGAUGCCAGCGCCGCCUAUGGCUCCUAUGCGGCCACCACCACUCAUGAUGGCAGCACCUCCACCCAUGGCCGGUUUUGUCACACCCAUGGCCCAGAUGCCACCCAUGGGCGGAAUGCCGGUCAAACAUCCAAGUGAGACGCAACCGGAAGAAGAACCGUCGAAUAAAAAAAUGCGAAAUGAGGAUUCACUCAUCCCUGAAGAAGUUUUCUUAUCACGCAAUCCGAAUCCUGUUUCGAUUAAAAUCGCCAUUCCGGUGGUUCCCGAAAAGACAGAAUGGAAAUUGACGGGACAAAUGAUGGCGUUGAAUGUCCCACUUUCCGAAAGUGUUUCUUCAAUCAAAUCGAAAAUACAGGAAGAGACCAAUAUGCCUCCGGCGAAACAAAAAUUAUUUUAUGAUGGCAUGUUUUUCAAGGAUUCAAACACGCUUGCUUACUAUAAUAUCAUCACGGGGGCUGUAAUACAACUACAAGUGAAGGAAAGAGGUGGUCGCAAAAAAUAAAGUGUAUUUAAUCAAGAAUUCAAAUAAAUUAUCACUAGAAUGGUAUAUUUAUUACGUA